Molecule: messenger RNA, 1006 nt
Organism: Achroia grisella
Lineage: Eukaryota; Metazoa; Arthropoda; Insecta; Lepidoptera; Pyralidae
Exons: 4
Coding region: 80-1006 (308 amino acids)
Cellular component (GO): nucleus
Source: RefSeq, a predicted model, not a curated record
AUUUCCAGUUACAGUCUGUUACAGUACCGACUCUCAAUAUUUAAUUGUUAUUAUUUUUGAUUUUCUGAAUUAAAUUAACAUGGAUACAGUAAUGGCGAAGGGCAAACCAUUAUCUAAAGAUGAAACUAAGGCUUUGCUGCAACUUAUUGAAAAUAGUCGCAUUAUAACUACUAAAUGUACCAACACCACCAACAACAAAUUAAAAAUAGAGGAGUGGACCAAAAUAACGGAACAAUUCAACGCAACGGCUACAACUUGUCGCAGAACGCCUCAGCAGCUUAGGUUGAAAUGGGAAAACCUUAAAAAAAACUCCCGUAAACGAGCAACGAAAAUAAGAAUGAACAACAUACAGACUGGUGGAGGUGCUCCUGAUUACAUACCCCCAGAUGAUAUAUUGGACCGUGUCGCUAGUGUCCUGGGGAGUACAGUUAGCGGGUUCACAGUACCCUUUGGAGGCGACAAGGAAGAUAUUGGUGAUGGUAUCUGUGUUGGUGAUGGAGUUGGUGGUGGUGUUGGUGAUGGUGUUAGUGGUGGUGUUGGUGAUGGUAUUGUUGGUGCUAGCGAUAGUGAGGGUCGGGAUAUGUUGAUCUUGCCUGAUGAAAUAGUUACAGUUGUAUCCUUGUCUGAGGAUAUAGCUGUCUCUGGUGCCCCGGUCAUGCUGCCAACUCCAGAGAGACCAAAGCCAUUUACAUUUAAUUCUUUUCAGACUCCUAGAAGGGCUGGGAAAAGGCAAAUACAAGGAGAUAGCAAUAGAUCUGCAAGAAAUACGGCAAUUGCAGAAUACUUCACAGUUAAAAAAAAGUUGAUAGAGGAGAAAUUAACCAAUAGUACAAUAGCAAAUGAAAAAUUAAAAUUAGAAUAUGAAAAAUUAAAAUUAGAAUAUGAAAAAUUAAAAUUAGAAUAUGAAAAAGUAAAACCAGAAUUAGAAAAUAACAGAUUAGAAACUGAAUAUUACAAAUUAGAAAAUGAAAAAUUAAAAUUAGAAAUUGCUAAUUUAAAGAAAUAG